AUGGAUCCACCUGCCCGCAAAGAAAAAUCCAAAGUUAAAGAACCUGUCAGCAGAGUGGAGAAGGCCAAGCAGAAAUCAGCCCAGCAGGAACUGAAGCAAAGACAAAGAGCAGAGAUCUAUGCCCUCAACCGAGUCAUGACAGAGCUGGAGCAGCAGCAGUUCGAUGAGUUCUGUAAACAGAUGCAGCCUCCCGGAGAGUGAGCCACCCGUGUCCAAACGACACGGCCCCCGGAGGCUGUGCUGGUCAGCUUGUUGCCAGUUUUAGGCUGAGCCGGUCCACU
This is a messenger RNA of Puma concolor (puma), 281 nucleotides long. RefSeq names its product small vasohibin binding protein (gene SVBP). NCBI's taxonomy places the organism in Eukaryota, Metazoa, Chordata, Mammalia, Carnivora, Felidae. The record is from RefSeq and is a predicted model, not a curated record. Gene Ontology annotation, cellular component: apical part of cell. Gene Ontology annotation, biological process: protein secretion; negative regulation of protein ubiquitination.